UCUCCAAACUUACAAUAUUUAUGUGUUAAAUUUUCUUAUUUCCUUAACCAAGUCAUUUGAACACAAAACUAAACAUGGAGGUCUUCUAUCUCUAUCUCCUUUGCCUUUUCACUCUCUUUACGUCGCUCGCCCUUCAUUUCAUCUUUUACAAGCGAAACUCCGGCAGCUUGACCGGAACCCUACCUCCGGGCAAAACCGGAUGGCCGUUCAUCGGAGAGAGCUUCGAGUUUCUCUCAACGGGUUGGAAAGGCCAUCCUGAAAAAUUCGUAUUUGAUAGAAUGACCAAGUAUUCGUCUAGUGUCUUUAAAACUCAUCUUUUAGGUGAAAAAGCAGCAGUCUUUUGUGGUCCGACGUGCAAUAAAUUCUUGUUUUCUAAUGAAAAUAAACUUGUACAAGCUUGGUGGCCAGAUUCUGUAAACAAAGUAUUCCCAUCUUCAACUCAAACUUCAUCAAAAGAAGAAGCAAUUAAAAUGAGAAAAAUGCUUCCAAAUUUCUUCAAGCCAGAGGCAUUACAACGUUAUGUUGGUAUCAUGGAUCAUAUCGCGCAACGCCAUUUUGCUUCAAGUUGGGAAAAUAAGAACCAAAUCGAAGUUUUUCCACUAGCAAAACGUUACACAUUUUGGCUAGCCUGUCGAUUAUUUGUAAGUGUGGAAGAUCCUAACCAUGUCGCGAAAUUUGCUGAUCCUUUUAAUGUUUUGGCUUCCGGAUUGAUUUCUAUCCCUAUAGAUUUGCCAGGAACGCCAUUUAAUCGCGCGAUUAAGGCAUCGAAUCUUAUUAGGAAGGAGCUUUUGUUAAUUAUUAAGCAAAGGAAAGUUGAUUUGGCUGAAGGGAAAGCAUCACCAACACAAGAUAUAUUGUCACAUAUGCUAUUGACAAGUGAUGAAAAUGGGAAAUAUAUGCAUGAAUUGGAUAUUGCUGAUAAGAUUUUAGGAUUAUUGAUUGGUGGACAUGAUACUGCUAGUUCUGCUUGUACAUUUAUUCUUAAGUAUCUUGCUGAACUUCCUGAGAUCUAUGAAGGAGUUUACAAAGAACAAAUGGAAAUUGCAAUGUCAAAAUCACCUGGUGAGUUAUUGAACUGGGAUGAUAUUCAGAAAAUGAAGUAUUCUUGGAAUGUAGCAUGUGAAGUUUUAAGACUUGCCUCACCCCUCCAAGGUGCUUUUAGAGAAGCUAUUAAUGAUUUCAUCUUCAAUGGUUUCUACAUUCCUAAAGGAUGGAAGCUAUAUUGGAGUGCAAACUCAACACACAAAAACCCUGAAUAUUUCCCAGAGCCACAAAAAUUUGAUCCUUCAAGAUUUGAAGGUUCAGGACCAGCUCCUUACACAUUUGUGCCAUUUGGAGGAGGGCCAAGAAUGUGUCCAGGAAAAGAAUAUGCAAGACUUGAAAUACUUGUUUUUAUGCACCAUUUAGUGAAAAGGUUUAAGUGGGAAAAAGUUAUACCUAAUGAGAAAAUUGUUGUUGAUCCAAUGCCUAUUCCUGCUAAAGGACUUCCUGUUAGACUUUAUCCUCACAAAGCUUAGCCAACUAUGUUAAUUUCAGGCUUUGUUUAAUGAUGUUUUUUGAGUCUUUGUUUAUUGAUAUUUUUUAAGUUAAAUAUCCCAAGUAGUUUUUGGGAAAGGUGUAUAAAACAGACAAAAAUUAUAUGGUUAUUUCAAUGUAA
Nicotiana tabacum (common tobacco) is the source of this 1657-nucleotide messenger RNA. RefSeq names its product beta-amyrin 28-monooxygenase-like. NCBI's taxonomy places the organism in Eukaryota, Viridiplantae, Streptophyta, Magnoliopsida, Solanales, Solanaceae. Gene Ontology annotation, molecular function: monooxygenase activity; oxidoreductase activity, acting on paired donors, with incorporation or reduction of molecular oxygen; iron ion binding. The record is from RefSeq and is a predicted model, not a curated record. Gene Ontology annotation, biological process: sterol metabolic process.